AUCGUUCACAAAUUUCAAGUUCCGUCAGCCGAAUAAAAUUAUCAAAAAAUCUUCAUUUUGCGAAUAAGCAUGUUCCCGAGGACCAGUGUCAAGUUCCUGCGUUUGGCGCAACAGCCAAUACGUAAUCUGCACCACGGACGGGUUCCAUCUGCCCGUCUGUUUACCGGGAGGGAGCCGACCUUCACUCUAGAGUCACUGACCAACAGAGAGCUAAUCCGCGUCCACGGCUCCGAGGUCGUGCCGUUCCUGCAGGGUUUGGUGACCAACGAUGUGUCCAGGAUUGAGUCCGCCAACGGCCCCGCCUCGAUCUACGCCCACUUCCUUAACAAAGGCGGUCGCGUGCUUUUCGAUACAAUCAUCUACCGGACGAAUAGGCCGGACACUCUGCUGGUGGAGUGCGAUCGUGAAGCCUCAUCAGACUUGCGCCGACACCUUCGCCUAUACCGCGUCCGCCGGCGCAUCGAUAUCGACAGUGUGGACGACGAGUAUACAACUUGGGUGAUAUUGAAUCCCAAGACAGCACCGCCAACCGCAGCCAGUUUGAAUAAGGAUAUCUUUGUGGCGCCGGAUCCCAGACUGCGCGCACUGGGUACACGCAUCCUUGUGCCCGCCGACAUGAGCACGACCCAGCUGGGCAAGUGUUUGUCCACCUUUGGCACUGCUGGGAACCCCACCGCAGAGAGCAACUACCAACUAUUGCGCUAUAAGCUGGGAGUGGGCGAGGGCAGCCAGGAACUGCCGCCCGGCAAGUGCUUUCCGUUAGAGGCCAAUGCAGAUUACCUAAAUGGCGUGAGCUUUCAGAAGGGCUGUUAUAUUGGCCAGGAGCUGACUGCUCGCAUCCACCAUUCGGGCGUCGUUCGCAAGCGAUACAUGCCUGUCCGUUUGACAAGUCAGCUCGAUGCGGGCUCCCCCCAUGAGGUCACCUCCGUAGCGGGGGCAAAGGUGGGACAAAUCUUUGGAUCGGUCCGCAGCCAUGGUGUGGGGCUGUUGCGGUUCGAGAAGGCUCUCAAUGGCCCACAACUGAUUGUCGACGGCGAGCAUUGUUUUGCAGACCGCCCGGAAUGGUGGCCAGAGGAUAUGUCCGGGAAGCAUCGACAUGCGAUGGUCGAAUGACCCGCGGCCUAAUUUUAAACACAUAUAACGCUACUAUGUUACUCAUCCAUAUAUUGUUAUUAGUAUAGUAAAGUCUAGUCACGCCGAAAAUAUGCAUAGC
This is a messenger RNA of Drosophila serrata, 1213 nucleotides long. RefSeq names its product iron-sulfur cluster assembly factor IBA57, mitochondrial. Gene Ontology annotation, molecular function: protein binding. Gene Ontology annotation, biological process: iron-sulfur cluster assembly. Lineage: Eukaryota; Metazoa; Arthropoda; Insecta; Diptera; Drosophilidae. The record is from RefSeq and is a predicted model, not a curated record. Gene Ontology annotation, cellular component: mitochondrial matrix.